AUGGCGAAGGUGGCAGCGGGACCUACUAGAUCGGAGGUGCGGGGGCUGCUGCGAAGCCUGCUGCGCGAGGCCAACGAGCAGAUGAUUCCCGUUUCCAAUAAUCCGUUGUGGCGGGACUCCAUCAUGGGCGCAUUCCGAUCUGCAUCGCCAUCGCCCGCGGAGGCGUGGAAUGGAUUUCGGGUGGGGCAGGCCUACCUGACCCUCCUCGAGAGCUCCCGGGUGGAGAAGGACAUGUUCGAGCGCUACGGCCUCACGCCCCGACCCGACGACACCCGCGCCCGGCUCCACCGCAACGCCGCCCGCGUGGGCCUCAGGCUGCCCCAGUGGCUCGACGAGAAGGAGGCUUCGCGAAGCUGA
This is a messenger RNA of Acanthamoeba castellanii str. Neff, 357 nucleotides long. RefSeq lists its product as uncharacterized. The record is from RefSeq and is a predicted model, not a curated record. The transcript has a single exon. Lineage: Eukaryota; Discosea; Longamoebia; Acanthamoebidae. Bases 1 to 357 code for a protein of 118 amino acids.